This is a messenger RNA of Aspergillus alliaceus, 927 nucleotides long. RefSeq lists its product as uncharacterized. Lineage: Eukaryota; Fungi; Ascomycota; Eurotiomycetes; Eurotiales; Aspergillaceae. The transcript has a single exon. The coding region runs from base 445 to 618 and encodes 57 amino acids. The record is from RefSeq and is a predicted model, not a curated record.
AAUUGUAAUUCACUAUGCAAUUGUACUACAGUCAAGAAGGAAGGUGAAAAUUAAUUGGAAACUCAACCCAAAAAAGAAAGAAAAAAAAGAAAAAUAUGGAUCAAAUCAGAUGAUAGAAUGAUUCCUUUCCCUCUUCAGACCGCCCCUUGCUCAUUAGCAUCCUCUUAUUUUAUUUGGUUUAUUUUAAAAUUUUUUUAAAAAAAAAAUUAUUUUACUUCUGGGCUUUUUCCUCUUUCCCAUCAAUUUCGGACUCUUUGUGCGACACAAACACGGACAGAAUUUAGAUGCCUAGAUGUCUUAUCUUAUGCAAUACAUACAAUCCCUUAUUCCUCUCGAAACAAAUAUAUGUAUAACUUAUAACAAAAAUUCCUGCGCAAACCAACACUUAGUACAUUAUAAUUAUAAUACAUACCCUGAACUCCACACUGGGGUACAGACAUAGGUAUGCGAUGUCCGCUGGACUCCCUUUUUCAGGGUUCCUCAACACUCUCCAAACCACAGUUCAUCCCAUACUCGACCUGUGGUUGCAUGCAUGUCACCCACCUGCGUCAAACACAAAGCUGCAGGACUUAUAGGACCACAUUGCGUAGUCAGAUGAUAUCAACCUGCAUACAGUAAGUAAUUGGUGUAUGUACCUUCUAGGGUGUUACAAUCUGUAUCUACCUCUACUUCUUGUUCUUUUUCUUUACGUUUUGGUGGGGCCUCAUGAAUCCUCUGCUUUAUAUUUAUUUUUUUUAACGUUCUGAGACAUUGGUACUGUUUGGACCACGAGGCUAUCUUGACUGUUUAGGUGGCUUUGAACACAGUAUCCUUGAGGUAUUUAUUCUUUGAUUAGUGGAUAUAUUUAUAAUGGAAUGAUCAUACAGAAAGAAAGAUAUUUUCGUCAGUUUGUGGAUCGCUAUUUCUCCCAUGUCCUCUAGCUCAGUU